AUGGGUCUUGUCUUUGAAAUCCAGGCAGGGGAGGUAUGGGGGGUUGUUCGAAACAACAUUGGUGGUUGGGUAAGGGGCUUUGCGAAGGCCUUUUCUUGGACCACCAACAACCACAUGGAAAUUCUGGCCCUUAGAAAAGGUCUUCAAAUGGUUGAGGACCAUAAUCUGAUCCCCGUUGAUAUAAACAUUGAUUCCAUGGAAAUGAUAUCUCUGCUAUCUUCUGGUAAUCCUCUAUAUAAUGCUAUUAUUGAUAAUUGCAGGUUAAAACUAAACAGGCUAAGAAAUUUGGGGGUGUUCCAUUGUUAUAAGGAGCAAAAUGGAGUGGCAGAUGCAUUGACUAAAUGGGGUGCUUCUGAGGAUAUCCAAUUAGAGACCACCUUUUUUGUAGUUCCACCGAUGUGUGCCCAUCAGGCUGUAUGA
This is a messenger RNA of Capsicum annuum, 420 nucleotides long. RefSeq lists its product as uncharacterized. Bases 1 to 420 code for a protein of 139 amino acids. The transcript has a single exon. NCBI's taxonomy places the organism in Eukaryota, Viridiplantae, Streptophyta, Magnoliopsida, Solanales, Solanaceae. Gene Ontology annotation, molecular function: RNA-DNA hybrid ribonuclease activity; nucleic acid binding. The record is from RefSeq and is a predicted model, not a curated record.